Messenger RNA from Phytomonas sp. Hart1, 1023 nucleotides. The record is from the annotation of a GenBank genome assembly. Lineage: Eukaryota; Euglenozoa; Kinetoplastea; Trypanosomatida; Trypanosomatidae.
UUACAGUGUAUCCCUAGUUACAGUGUAACAAACAAAGAACAUCAGACUCCUGCCCUCUUGUUAGGCCUGGCUCAUGCGACGUCUCCACCGCAGCCUCCCCAGGCCAGUUGGGGCUGGGGAUGAUCGAGGGGGGGACUACGCCAUAUCCGGGGGCCUUUGGCUGGCCCGUCGGGGUCGUUUCUACCGGCCUUUGACCAAUCAGGGGAUUAAUCUCUGGCGAGAGAGGAUGGGCCGCUUGCAUCGUGGAUGGGACUACUUCAACUACGCGCACACCCGGCCAGACCCUCGGCCGAGGCCGGAGCCCGCCGUUAACGACUAUUACGGCCGCACGCGGCUUUGGAACCCGAUCGCGGGGAAGAUCGGCUUGGUGAAUCAAAAGGCGGAAAAUUGGAAUUGGCCGGAGGGGCGGCCACCGCCGACAGGGCUCCGCCACUCACGUGAGUAUUUCCCGCACUUCUUUGAGCGCUAUUUCCCGGACGUCGAGGUCCGUCUGGUGCUGGACAGCGUCCUCAACCGCGAAACCAUGCGCCCCGUUUUCCACAUCCCGCAGGACAUGUCCAAGCAGGAGCUGGUGAACUACCUCAAGAACCUAUACGACAUCGACCCGAUCGUGCGCGUUCAGGUCCGCAAUAAACGCGGCAGACGGUUUAAAAACGAGGUCGGACAAAUUAAGUCGCUGCCGGAUUAUAAGGUUGCGGUGGUGGAGCUGGAUUCACCCGUGAAGAUCGAGAUCAAACAAAUCAAGGGCUCGGAAGAUACACCGGACAACAGUCCCCAGGCCCAGUUAUCGUAAACCAAAGGGAGAGGGGGUAAAUAUGGAAUGAAAUAAAGCGGGCAGAAAAUACUGAAAAAAAGAAAUCCCUUGUAUAAGGAGUGAAAGCGAAAAAGGAUGGCGGAGAAGAUCGAAGUGUGUAUAAUUUGCUAUUGAAGAAACCCACCCUCAGAGAAGGGAAUAGGGCCCAUGAAUCCUAAAACAAAUUAUAAUUAUGCGUACAUGGGCGGAUGAGUCCUAUCAAUGAAUAA